This is a messenger RNA of Cyclospora cayetanensis, 942 nucleotides long. Its product is annotated as AP-4 complex subunit mu. Gene Ontology annotation, cellular component: clathrin adaptor complex; cytoplasmic vesicle; trans-Golgi network. The transcript is spliced from 6 exons. NCBI's taxonomy places the organism in Eukaryota, Apicomplexa, Conoidasida, Eucoccidiorida, Eimeriidae. The record is from RefSeq and is a predicted model, not a curated record. Gene Ontology annotation, biological process: Golgi to lysosome transport; protein targeting. Bases 1 to 942 code for a protein of 313 amino acids.
AUGCCAUCUACGGCUAGCCGCAGGCCUGUGGCUGUUUCUGCUGCCGCAGGGAGCGGCAGCAGCAGCGCGGCAGCAGCGGCUGCGAGACGUCGCAGCGAGAUCUUCGUGGACGUGAUCGAGCGGCUGUCUGCCGUUCUCUCGAGAGACGGCAGAGUGCUGCAUGCAUCCCUUGACGGGUGCAUUCAGAUGAAGUCUUACCUGGAUACCCCGCCUCUCAUGAAGCUCGCCCUUUCGGACCAGCUGAGUAUUGGCAGCAGCGGCCUUAGUGAGGGUGGCGCCCUCUGUACGGAUUCGUGCAACUUCCACGAAUGUGUGGACUUGGCGCUCUUCGAAUCUCAGCGCCUUCUCACAUUUCGACCUCCCGAUGGCGAGUUCGUCCUUUUGAACUACAGAGCCGUCUCUGUUAGCCAUGUGCCUUUUAGGGUUCUUCCCACCGUUGAGGAGCUUGGCAACGGCAAGGUAGACGUGAUACUGCGAAUCCGCGCCGAUCUCCCCGAGCAGUCCUGUGCCGCGAAUGUCUCUGUCUCUGUAUCCCUGCCAAAAGCCACGACUUCCGUGGCUCUGGAGUCGAUGCCACCAGUUGCUGCCCAAGGUAUGGAGUUCAUUGCAGCCGAGCACCGAAUCCACUGGCUCAUUAAAAAGUUUCAGGGUGGCUGCGAGCUGAGUUUUCGGGUGCGUGUGACACUCAAUCCUGCCUUGCCCCCCCCCUUGCGCUCGGAGUAUGGGCCCGCUACUUUAGGCUUCGAAAUUCCGAUGUACAACGUAUCCAGCCUUCAGGUGGGUGGUGCAUGCAAUGCGGCCACACGCGCUGAAGCCUCAUGCGCGACGCCUUCGCACCCUGCAUUCCGUUAUGCCCUUCCUUCCCCUCUUUUCGCGGGGAAGGGUCGCUCUCUAGAGGGGCAACCAAGCGCCUCCUUAAAAAGGCCUAACACAGCUGCUUAG